Gopherus evgoodei (Goodes thornscrub tortoise) is the source of this 2385-nucleotide messenger RNA. RefSeq names its product regulator of cell cycle (gene RGCC). The record is from RefSeq and is a predicted model, not a curated record. Gene Ontology annotation, cellular component: cytoplasm. Lineage: Eukaryota; Metazoa; Chordata; Testudines; Testudinidae. Gene Ontology annotation, molecular function: protein kinase activator activity; protein kinase binding. Gene Ontology annotation, biological process: regulation of cell cycle. Bases 477 to 911 code for a protein of 144 amino acids. The transcript has 5 exons.
AGCCAGCAGACGCCUCCCACCCAGCGCUGCGGCGUCUUUGUGUGGGGGAACCGGGCUGUUGUUUUGGACCGUCUCUGCGGAGGACGCAGGAGGGAGCCCCAGCCGCACAGUGAUGUUCAGGGCUAGGCGCACGUAGCCCCGCGCCCGGGAGGUUGGAUGGGGGGGCUCGGAACUCCCGCCAGUGAGGCCCGAGGCUGGCACGUGGGAGGCCCCGGCCCGGGGCUGUGUGGGGCCGGCAGGAGGUUGGACACGGAGGCAGGGGGAUAAUCCAGCCCCUCCAGCGGGCCGAGUCCUUCCCACUUCGCCGCCCCAGCGCGAUAGCCGGGCUCGGCCGUGCCCCCUCCCACGCCCGCCUCCUUCCACGUCUGGCUGCGCCGCGGCCGCUCCCCGGGGCCGGGGCUAUAAGAGGCUCCGCCUGGGGCUGGCCGCAGCUGCUGGAGGCAGAAGGCGGCGGCGAGAGGCGAGAGCCUGCGGCCAUGAAGUCCCCGCAAACCGAGAGCGCGGCCGGCCCAGGCUCCGGUGACGGUCUCCCCCGUCCGGGCCCUGCCGCGCUGCGGGCGGAUGCCGGGGAGCUGGCAGAGGUGCUGGGCGAGUUCGAUGCCGUGAUCGAAGACUUCUCCUCGCCCGUCAGCAAGCGCCACUUUCACUACGAGGAGCACCUGGCGCGGAUGAAGCGGCGGAGCAGCGCCAGCGUCAGCGACUGCAGCGGCAUGAGCGACUCAGAGAGUGCAGAUUCACUCUACAGAAACAGUUUUAGCUUCAGUGAUGAAAAACUUAACUCUCCAACAAUGUCAGUUCCAACUCCUACUUUACCAUCUCCAGCAAUAACUCCUUGUAAAGCAAAACUUGGGGACACAAAAGAACUAGAAGACUUUAUUGCUGAUCUUGACAGGACAUUAGCAAGUAUGUGAAGCAAAGGGAUUUUUGGCAUCAUUCCUGUCUACAGAUAAUUCCUCGAAAGAUGCAAUGAAGACCUAAUGCUAUGGAUCACUGAAAGCCGCUGCCAUGUCUGACAACUGUCAGCUUUGCCAUCCAGCAUAUUCAUCUUCUGAACAUAACAAUAGUCACCUUCUCUAAGCAUUUAACUGAUGACAUCAGUUUUGUUACUUUGCAGCAGGCAGGAUCAGAUAACUUAAAUGUGCUGAUACUAUAUUUUUUCUUUAAAAUAUAGCUUAAAAGCAAUUUUAAAUUAAAAUUUAUGAAAAUAUAUUUGUAAUUUUAUAUAGUUGGAAACUUUAAUGCUUUUAAUAUAUUUUUGUAUACAAAUAAAACUUGAACUGAAAUGUAGCUGUCUAAAAUCUCUCUGUGGGUUUAAGAAGAUUGAAACUUAAUAAUAAAUUAAACUCAUCUCAGUUCCUGAGACUAUGCAUCAGAUUUUAAAAUUUCUGAUAACUUAUUUCACAAUAAGCAAAAUAACAAAAUGCAGGCUUUAUGCAAAACUUGACAUUUUUCUCAGUUAUAGGGCCAAAGUUGGUUAAAUGUGAGUGUUAAAUGCCUAGGGAAUAGAAUCAGUUGAGCCAAAUGCUGAUCUCACACUAGAAUAAGUCUGGUGUAAUUCUACAGACUUCAGUAUCUGUUAGAUUUGGGUAUGUGUGUGUGGAAGAGCUUUCAGGCCCUAUCUAAGAGACCCCCUUAAUGAACUUCCAAGCUUUGGUGGUGUCAUUUAAAUGUUUAAAUUAUUGAAUGCACCACUCUAAAUCAAACACUGAUUGGGAGCCAACACACUUAGGCCAAGAUAUUUAAAGGUGCCUAGGCCUUGCAAUGCUGAGUGGAGCAAUGCCUAAGUGACAAUCCCAUUGACUUUCAGUAAGAUUUAGGCUCCUACAUACCUAAGUCAUUUUCAAAGUGUGACUUAGCCUGUAAGUCACUUAUGGUCAUAUCCACACAGGUAUUUAGGUAACUGCCUUUUUGGGUGCCACUGCCUGUAAGCAUCUUAAUUUUUUGCUUGUCAGCAUUCGCAAAGCCACCUAAGCAUUGAUGCUGCCCCACAGCUAGUGAGCCCUUACUGAAGAAGAGGCCCCAAAUAGGAUUCUCAAAGUGGGUGAGGGAAUCAGGGCUGGCAUUAUGACAUAGAAAGUAGGGCAAUUGCCCAGGGCCCCACAUCAGAGGAGGCCCCCGUGAAACUAAGUUAUGAGUGGGGGAGAGGGGCUUCCACCCCAGGCGGUGAGGCUCGGGCUUCAGCAGGGGGACCCACUCCUUAGUUUCUGCCUUUAGGCCUCAGCAAGUCCAAUGCCGGCCCUGGGGAGAAUGCCUAUCUCGUCAGCAGGGACUGAUUCUUUAAGCUCCGAGCAUGCUUAAAGCACUGAGAAAAAGCUAGAUAGUAGGGCUGUCAAACAAUCAAAAAAUUUUAUUGUGAUUAAUUGUUUUAAUCGCACUGUUAAUAGA